CGUCCCAUCGCCCGCACACACUGUAGGAGCCGAGGCGAGUGAGGCUGUGCGAUGAACUGGGGGAUAAAAUCAGUUUAAUCAAUAGCAUGGUCUCCCGAGGACUUAGUCCCGAAAAGGCCUGAAACCCAGCCGGUGCCAGCGGCCGCUCUGAAGGCGAUGGGCUGGCACGCAGGUGAGAAUUUGGCUCGACAAGUCAGCGCUCGGUCCGCUCGCACAUGGGAUCCGACUGUAUCCGCAUUUUAGCAGUUUGAAGACACACUCCAGGCACCGAGACAUGUCAAGAGACACUAUGACCGCCGUGCGAGGAGCCCAUUCACACACUGCAAACCCCACAGCGCCCAAGGAGAACGGACACAACUCACCGAGUCCAGCUCAGCCCAGCAGCAACUUUGCCGAUCCUGCACCGGAGAACAUUUCUGCUGAUAAGCCGGUGUCCUCGACCAGCGAGCUGACCCACACCUGGGUUCAGUUCGCCAAAACCUUUGUGCUUAUCUUCCCCAUUUACGCACUGGGCUAUUUUGAAUUCAGCUUCAGCUGGCUGCUGAUAGGACUUGUUAUCUUUUUCUGGUGGAGGAGAAACACAGGGGGGAAGAGCAGCCGUCUGAGCAGAGCCUUGGCUUUCUUUGAGCAAGAGGAGAGAAGUGUCAAACAGAGUCUUACAACCUCUGAUCUGCCACCAUGGGUCCACUUUCCAGAUGUAGAGAGAGUGGAGUGGCUAAACAAGACGGUGAGACAGAUGUGGCCGUACAUCUGCCAGUUUGUGGAGAAACUGUUUCAUGAGACAAUUGAGCCGGCGGUGAAGGGGGCCAACGCCCACCUCAGCACCUUCUGCUUCAGCAAGAUUGACAUGGGAGACAAACCCCUGAGGGUCAACGGGGUCAAAGUUUACACUGAAAAUGUGGACAAGCGGCAGAUCAUCAUGGACCUGCAGAUUAGCUUUGUUGGGAAUACUGAAAUUGAUGUGGACAUCAAAAGAUACUACUGCAAAGCUGGCAUCAAGAGCAUCCAGCUCCAUGGAGUGUUGAGAGUGGUGAUGGAGCCACUGUUGGGUGACAUGCCCCUUAUUGGAGCCCUGUCUCUGUUCUUCCUCAAGAAACCACUGCUGGACAUCAACUGGACUGGCCUCAGCAACAUACUGGACAUUCCUGGGCUCAAUGGCUUCUCCGACAGUCUGAUUCAAGACAUUAUCUAUAGUUACCUGGUGUUACCCAACCGUAUCACCAUCCCGCUGGUGGGGGAUGUGGAACUGGCACGGCUACGCUUUCCCAUGCCAAAGGGUGUCCUGAGGAUUCACUUCCUCGAGGCCCAGGAUCUGGAAGGUAAGGAUAAAUUUCUAGGAGGGCUGAUCAAAGGCAAGUCAGACCCAUACGGUGUCCUGCAGAUCGGCAACCAGCUCUUCCAGAGCAAGACCAUCAAGGAGAGCCUCCACCCAAAGUGGAACGAAGUUUACGAGGCUCUGGUGUAUGAGCACUCGGGGCAGCACCUUGAGAUUGAGCUGUUUGAUGAGGACCCGGACAAAGAUGACUUCCUGGGGAGCCUCAUGAUUGAUAUGGCUGAGCUUCACAAAGAGCAGAAAGUGGAUGAGUGGUUUGACCUGGAAGAAGUGUCCACCGGGAAGCUCCACUUGAAACUGGAGUGGCUGUCGUUGCUGUCCACGCCUGAGAAGAUUGACCAGGUGCUGCGAAGCGUGCGCGCAGACAGAAGCCUGGCCAAUGACGGGCUUUCCUCUGCGCUGCUGGUCGUUUAUCUGGACUCAGCAAAGAACCUGCCAUCGGGCAAGAAGAGCAGCAGCGAGCCCAGUCCAUAUGUCCAGUUUACUGUCGGACAUAAAACUUUUGAGAGUAAGAUCCGGUUUAAGACCAGCGAGCCUUUGUGGGAAGAGGCUUUCUCAUUCCUCGUUCACAAUCCCAGGAGGCAGGAGCUUGAAUUGGAGGUGAAGGAUGACAAGCACAAAUGUACCCUGGGUAAUCUGGCGGUGCCUCUGAGCGGCCUGCUGGUAGAGGAGGACAUGACGCUGACUCAGAGCUUUUCCCUCAAGAACUCAGGGCCCAGCUCCACCAUAAAACUUAGGAUGGCCCUGAGGAUCAUGUGCCUAGAGAAGCAAGGCACAUCAGACCAGCCCUCCUCUGUCCAGGUCAGGAAGGCCAGCGUUGCCCAGCCCGUCUCCGCCCCGUCCCAGAAACGCUCCGUCUCAGAGUCCCCGCUGCCUCCGCCCACCCCUCCGCCGCCCAUAGACGCCUCCACCUUCACCCUGCAGCACCGGGACGGCGAGCCGUACUCGGCCAGCCCGAUCCGGAGCACCUCCAACCUGAGCACCUGCAUGUCCACGUCCCAGAAACACCUUCCCCACAACGAGUCCACGCCCAGCCUGGCCUCGGACAUCUCCCUGCCCUUCGCCACCCUGGAGCUUCAGCAACGGCUCCGCCAGCUGCAGAACGGCUCGGCCCCCAGCCAGUACCCCCUGGGUGAAAUUCAGCUGACUGUACGACACAGCUCCCAGAGGAAUAAACUCAUCGUGGUGGUGCACGCCUGCCGUAACUUGAUAGCCUUCACCAAAGACGGCUCAGAUCCCUUCAUCCGGCUCUACUUGCUGCCUGACAAGAGCAGAACGGGGAGGAGGAAGACGAGCACCAUGAAGAGGACCCUCAACCCUGUUUACGACCAGACGUUUGAGUUCAGUGUGUCUAUAGUGGAGCUCCACAGGAGGACUCUGGAUGUAGCAGUUAAAAACGGAGGAAGCAUCCUGUCCAAACACAAAGGGCUGCUGGGAAAGGUUCUGGUAGAUUUGAGCGGGGAGGAUAUAACAAAAGGAUGGACACAAUGGUAUGAUCUUACUGAAGACGGUUCACCAAAAAGUCUCCAUGCAUGAGAAAGACACGACACCCCAGCAUCAUCCGUCUGCUGUAAUAUAGUGAUCUUGCUCACCAGAGGGCACAUCGUUUUCUUUUGUUUCAUUCGUGUACAGUUCAUUUUUCAUAUAGUUUUUGAUAAAAACGUCGACAUGUUGAUAGUGGUUCAAGCAUUUUCUAUUAUUUCAGUAACGUUCCUGUGUCCACGAUCAGGAUGUAAUGUGUUUAAACGCAUUGACUGCCUCGUUUCUAUGUUGUCACUGUUUUCUGUAAAUAUGCAACAGCUUAUAUAUAGUUAUUACAGUUUGCAGGGGUUUUUAUGGCAUCGUUCUAUAUAUUAUAUUUCCUUAAAGGAAAUUAUAUCAAAAUUGUUAUUCUCCUCACUGCAAUUGUUAAGACCUUGUGACCUAUUCUGGAAUAAAACUCUUACCAAAGGGACACACGCAGCCACAACAGUAGAUUCAAGUAGCAGUCUUGACUAUCUGUUAUGUUUUUGUCAUGCAGUGUUAUUUGAUCUUUGUUUACCACUUCUUGUUAUUUUUUGCUUGCUUUCAAACAUGGAAUGCACAUUAUGCAAAGAUUCAAAUGAUUGCUCUGCAUAUAUCAAGGGGGCAUUGUGCAAUAUGGGAUGUUUUCUGAAUAUUGCCUCAGACGAUGAAGACCUGGGGACACUAGGGCUACGAACAAGUGCUGUAUAUUCUGGUAUGAUAUGAAAAUGCUACAGUUUGUUGGAUACUUGAAGAGUCUGAUUGUCAUUAUAACCAAAUGAAAAUGAAUGAACUGAAUAUGAGCAGAGACAUCGGUUAUUGCAUUUUCUGAGCAGUGUUGCCUGACUGUUUGUUUUGAUAAUAUGACACUACUGUGCCAUAGGCUUGUACCUGUUUUUUUUUCUUUUUUUUUUCUUUUUUUUCUUUUUUUUGCCAUGCAUUUUUAAUGGUUUUGUUUGUUGGAACUUUCAGAAACUCAUGUCUGCUUUUCUUGUUAUCUAUCCUGUGCCUUAAAAACACUCACUAUGUAAUUUUUGGCAUCUUAAAGUUGUAAUUUUGAAUGAUAUGAAGCCUCAUGGCUUUUCAAGAAUAAAUGGAUUCUAUAGUGAACAUGCCCA
Molecule: messenger RNA, 3954 nt
Organism: Myripristis murdjan (pinecone soldierfish)
Lineage: Eukaryota; Metazoa; Chordata; Actinopteri; Holocentriformes; Holocentridae
Gene: esyt2b
Product: extended synaptotagmin-like protein 2b
Exons: 22
Coding region: 275-2869 (864 amino acids)
Biological process (GO): lipid transport
Cellular component (GO): endoplasmic reticulum membrane
Molecular function (GO): calcium-dependent phospholipid binding; phosphatidylcholine binding; calcium ion binding
Source: RefSeq, a predicted model, not a curated record